UUGGCUAAACAUAUCCAUUCUAGAGCACUAUCGAGAUCUAAGGAUGUUCUGUGGGCAGGUCGCCAGAACGGUCUAAGAAGCAAUGUAAAAUCUGUUAUUAUUGUCUACGCUAGUGAUUAUAGGGACGGUCAUUUCAACGAUGCCAAAGAGGUAGCAGAAGAGAUUAAAGUCAAUGGAACUAACAUCAUCGUCAUUGGCUUUGAUCAAGGAGGGAGGUCAAAAAAUCUGGAAAGGAUGAGCGAGAUUGCAACUCCGGGAUACUACUACGAUAGCAAAGUGCAUGAAUUAGCUAAUAAAAUACAAAGUUCGCUAUGUGAAGUUAAUUGUUUCUGCAAAAAUGGUUGGGUGCAAUACACCGAAAACACGGGAAGCGCAGUAAAAAAAUAUGGAGUAUGUCUGAAAAUAGGUGAGGAAAAAGUGAACUGGAUGUUAGCGAAGAGUGAGUGCUCCAAGAUGGAUCACGGAAGAAGCUAUCUCGCUAGCGAGCUCGCGGAUUCGAAGCAUAACUUCAUUGCACAAAUGCUAUAUAACACUGGGUCAGAAGUUCCGAAUACAUAUUAUAAUGGUUUAUAUUACAACAGAAAGUUGCAGCAGUAUUGCUGGGAGCAACCUACAGGCUCAAAACCUCUUCAGGUUUUACUAAUGGCUAAAUUGAUAUAUUCCAUCACAAAACAACGAAAUACUGAUUGCAGUUGGGAAGAGGAAGUUUUGUGA
Messenger RNA from Strongylus vulgaris, 714 nucleotides. The record is from the annotation of a GenBank genome assembly. Lineage: Eukaryota; Metazoa; Nematoda; Chromadorea; Rhabditida; Strongylidae.